ACCCGUUUGAUUCAAUUCGCCACGAGACGUCAGCGAGUGAGCAGCGCGAUUCAAUUAAACGCGAACACAAAUAAAUGCAAAAUUGAAUAUAGCAAUUUUGCAAUAGCUGCAUAAUAUUUUAUCUGCACCAUGGCUUUUCUCAACAAGCUCGCAGCUCCUGCACUGCGCCAGCUGGUGGCGAGCCGCACAUAUGCCGCCGUCUCACAUGUGUCGCCCACGGGUCCGUGUUUUGCCCUGACCGAGGAACAGCAACAGUUCCAGGAGCUGGCGCGUAAGUUUACGCGUGAGGAGAUCAUCCCGGUGGCUGCUCAAUACGACAAGACAGGCGAGUACCCGUGGCCAAUCAUAAAGAAGGCCUGGGAGUUGGGUCUGAUGAACAAUCACGUACCUGCCGAGCUGGGCGGUUUGGAUCUGGAUGUGUUCACCACCUGCCUGACGGCGGAAGAGCUGGCAUAUGGCUGCACCGGCAUUAUGACUGCCCUGGAGGCCAGCGGCCUAGGCCAAACACCUGUGAUACUGUCGGGCAAUAAGGAACAGAAGAAGAAGUAUCUGGGCCGUCUAUUAGCGGAGCCCUUGGUGGCUGCCUAUUGUGUCACAGAGCCCGGUGCUGGCUCCGAUGUGGCCGGCAUUAAGACGCGCGCUGAGAAGAAGGGCGACGAGUAUGUUAUCAAUGGUCAGAAAAUGUGGAUUACCAACGGCGGCGUGGCGAACUGGUACUUUGUGCUUGCCCGCACCAAUCCCGAUCCCAAGUGCCCGCCCAGCAAAGCCUUUACCGGUUUCAUUGUUGAACGCGACACACCUGGUCUGACGCCUGGCCGCAAGGAGCUCAACAUGGGCCAGCGUGCAUCUGACACGCGUGGCAUCACCUUCGAGGAUGUGCGUGUGCCCAAGGAGAAUGUUCUGAUUGGCGAGGGUGCAGGCUUUAAAAUUGCCAUGGGCACCUUUGACAAGACCCGCCCACCAGUCGCAGCGGGUGCCGUCGGCUUGGCCCAGCGUUGCUUGGACGAGGCCCUGAAGUAUGCUCUAGAGCGCAAAGCCUUCGGAGUGCCCAUCGCCCAUCACCAGGCCGUGCAGUUUAUGCUGGCCGAUAUGGCUAUUGGCGUGGAAACGUCGCGUUUGGCGUGGCGCUUAUCUGCUUGGGAAAUUGACCAGGGCCGCCGCAACAGCUACUAUGCGUCCAUUGCAAAGUGCCAUGCCGCCGAUGUGGCUAACAAAAUUGCCUCCGAUGCUGUGCAAAUCUUUGGCGGCAACGGCUUCAACAGCGACUAUCCCGUAGAGAAGCUUAUGCGUGAUGCCAAGAUCUAUCAGAUCUACGAGGGCACCUCUCAGAUCCAGCGCCUCAUCAUCUCGAGGAACAUGUACGAGGCGGCCAAGGGCGGUGCUACCAGAUAAGACAACUAAAUGCAAGGUCAUGUCCACAAUCAUCCUCGCUGCAGUCCUCAUUCACAAAAAAGAUUAAUAAAAAAUAUAUAUAAGUACUUAAAAA
Messenger RNA from Drosophila novamexicana, 1486 nucleotides. RefSeq names its product probable medium-chain specific acyl-CoA dehydrogenase, mitochondrial (gene Mcad). Gene Ontology annotation, molecular function: flavin adenine dinucleotide binding; medium-chain fatty acyl-CoA dehydrogenase activity. NCBI's taxonomy places the organism in Eukaryota, Metazoa, Arthropoda, Insecta, Diptera, Drosophilidae. The record is from RefSeq and is a predicted model, not a curated record. The transcript is spliced from 3 exons. Gene Ontology annotation, biological process: fatty acid beta-oxidation; medium-chain fatty acid catabolic process. Gene Ontology annotation, cellular component: mitochondrion. The coding region runs from base 130 to 1392 and encodes 420 amino acids.